This is a messenger RNA of Episyrphus balteatus (marmalade hoverfly), 1602 nucleotides long. RefSeq lists its product as uncharacterized. The record is from RefSeq and is a predicted model, not a curated record. NCBI's taxonomy places the organism in Eukaryota, Metazoa, Arthropoda, Insecta, Diptera, Syrphidae. Bases 245 to 1498 code for a protein of 417 amino acids. The transcript is spliced from 5 exons.
UUAACUGAAAAAUAAAUAUACAUAAUCUAAAUUUGUGGUCGGAAAGCUCAAUAUCUGCGGUUUUAUUAACAUAAUUUUACCAUGUAAUCCGCGAUCAAGUUUUAAAUGAAAAUAAAAACAAAUAAGCAGUGGAAUUAACCGUUUUGUAUCGUUUAAACAAAUUAAAAAAAAAAAAGUGAUCUUAGAUUGUAAAGAAAUAUUUCUUGAACAUCUAAAGUUACGUUUAUAUAAACGUUUUUCAACCAUGGCACAAACAACAACAACAGAAUCAACAAAAGUACUAACUUGGAUAAAUGCAGAGAAUUUUCAAAGUGUUUUCGAGGAAAAUGUUCCAGGAUAUAGAAAAACAUUAAACUUUGAAGUUAAAGAAACUGGCGGUGGUGGAGAGAAUUAUGCAUCGGUGAUGAUGAGAGUUAAAGCUAAAUUGGAACUUCAAGAUGGCUCCACAAAAGACAUUGCAUUUAUGAUCAAAACAAUUCCCGAAGGUGAACAAGGUGUUGCAGUUGUCCAAAUGAUGGGUUUAUUUCCAAAAGAGACUUUAAUGUAUGGCAAGUAUUUGCGGGAAUUCGAAGAAACUUAUCGAUCUGUCGGCAAAGAAGUCACAUUUGGUCCGAAAUUUUACAAACUUAAGAACGAUCCUGGUGCUGAGUAUGUUCUUUUGGAAGACAUUUCCCCAAAAGGAUUUAAAAAUGUGAAAAGACAAGAUGGUCUCGAUACGGACCAUACCAAAUCAGUUUUGAAAAUUUUAGCGGAACUACAUGCAGUUUCAGCUGUUCGAUUUGAACAAAAAGGCAAUUACGAAAAUUCCCUCAUGGUGAGUACUUUCAGGGAGGAUUCUCGGGAAAGUCUUGAAACGAUGUUGAAACCAUUGAUGAAGAUUUUAGUAAACUGCUUUAGCAAACACGAAACGGGGAUUAAAUAUUUGCCAAAACUGAAACCAUUUUUUGACAAAAUGGCAGAGAGAUACAUUGAGGACAGUAAACUUAAUUUAGAAGAUUUCAAUGUUAUUAUUCAUGGUGACUUAUGGACGAAUAACAUUAUGUUUCGACACAAUGAAGAAGGCAAACGGGAAGAGACAAUUCUAAUUGAUUAUCAAAUGAGUCGUUAUUCAAGUCCUGUUUUAGAUUUAUUCUACUUUUUGUUGUCUUCACCGAGCUUAGACAUUAAAGUGUCAUGUUUUGAUGAAUUUAUUCAAUACUAUCAUGAAAAUUUGGUAGAGAAUCUUAAAUUACUCAAGUAUCCAAAGAAGAUACCAACUUUGAAACAAUUGAGAAUGGAUUUGAUGAAAUAUAGUUUUUGGAGUAUUGCAAUAACAACUGGUGUUUUAACUGCUGUAUUAUUAGAUCCAACUGAAAAUGCUAGUAUGAAUAACUUUUUUGAGCAAAAUGAAGAAGCUAAAGAUUUUCAAACACAAUUGUAUGCCAAUCCAAGAUAUAUCAAGCAUUUGGAUGUUUUAUUGCCAUGGAUGGACAAAAUGGGAUAUUUAGAUGAUAAUUAAUAAGAGUGAACAUGUGUACAAAAAUUUGUAUUUAUUAAAUUGAAGUUGGCAACAUUGAAGUAGGCUUUUCUAUAAUACAAUUUCAUAAUUAAUUUAAUCACGUU